CAGCGUGUAGAGCUGCUCUACAGAUAAUUCAUUAUCCCAUCGUUUUUGAUGCGCAUGGUGAUACCGGAUUCGACUCUGCCUGUGAGAUGAAGGUACAUCGACAUCAUGGGCCAAGGUUACUCCCUCACGACCCUGUCGGCGGGUUCGGCGGGGAUCGAUGUCCCCGAGCUGUCGGACUUGACGUAUGAGAAGUCUAUGGGCGGUGGCCGAUUUAUGAAGAGCAUACGAGCAAGACAGCAAAAUGGCCUCGUUCUAGUAAAGGUAAUAGUGAAGCCUUACCCCAGCAUGGAGCUGGCGCCCUAUGUCAAGGCCAUCAACCGGGAACGAAAGCUGCUUUCGGAGGUGCCUAAUGCGCUAAGCUAUCAUAGAAUAUUGGAGACCAGCACCUGCGGGUAUCUGGUCCGCCAAUACAUGCAUAGUUCGCUCUAUGAUCGGAUGAGCACCCGUCCUUUCCCAGAGGACAUUGAGAAGAAAUGGAUUGCAUUCCAGCUUCUGUGCGCUCUGCGGGACUGCCAUUCGUUGGAUGUUUUCCACGGCGAUAUCAAGACAGAGAGUGUCUUAGUCACGUCGUGGAAUUGGGUAUAUCUCUCGGACUUUUCGUCGUCUUUCAAGCCGACGUACCUUCCGGAGGAUAACCCAGCCGAUUUUCAUUUCUAUUUCGACGCAUCGGGGCGACGAACCUGCUAUCUGGCCCCGGAGAGAUUUCUGAUGGCUGGAGAUAAGCCGGCGAGUCAGAGUGUCAACUGGGCCAUGGACAUAUUCAGUGCUGGAUGUGUGAUCGCAGAACUCUUCCUAGAGUCGCCAAUAUUCACGUUGCAUCAAAUGUAUAAAUACCGCCAAGGCGAAUACAGCCCAGAACAUACUCUGGCCAAGGUCGAGGACCCCGAGAUCCGAGCUUUGAUCCUUCACAUGAUCCAGCUUGAACCGGAGUCGAGAUACUCGGCGGAAGAAUAUUUGAAUUUCUGGAAGAACAAGGCUUUCCCAGACUACUUUUACAGCUUUCUUCAUCAGUACAUGUCGCUCAUGACAGACCCGUCCUCUGGGAAAACGCAAGUCGACGCUGCGUCUGCAAACCGAGGGGAGGCUGAUGAUCGGAUUGAGAGGAUAUUUUUGGAUUUCGACAAGAUAUCUUACUUCCUUGGCGCAACCCCCCAGCCUAAGGAAGAUGGCUCUAGUCGCACCACCCCGAAGCUCACCGGUAAUACUCUGCCAGUGCAACUUGACCUGCCGCACUAUGGGAACCCAACCUCCAAGUCGCAACUUCCGCUUGACGAUGGCGUCUUGAUUUUCCUUACGCUGGUUGUAUCGAGCUUACGCAAUACGUCUAAGUCUUCGGUGCGCGUGAAGGCCUGUGAUGUUCUUUUGGCAUUUGCCGAAAGGUUGUCGGACGAAGACAAGCUGGACCGCAUUCUCCCUUACAUCAUGGUGCUUCUCAAUGAUCGAACAGAUUCGGUGCGAGUUGCUGCCAUACGAGCCCUUGCGCAGCUUCUAGAAAUGGUUCAGGUCGUAUCACCAGUCAAUGCCUAUCUUUUUUCGGAAUACAUAUUCCCAAGAAUCCAGCCAUUUGUCCCCAGCGCCAACUCAAGCCCCUCUCCACUUGUUCGUGCGGCAUAUGCGUCGUGUAUUGCCUCUCUCGCGCAAUCUUCGCUGAGAUUCCUGGAUAUGAUCCAGGCGCUCCGCACGGAUACUCGGCUACCGACUCUGAUACCGGCUGAAUCGGAGCCAAGAUGGACUGAAGAUGCCACCUACCAUAACCUCUACGAUGUUGCUAGAGUGGAUCUUCUUGAUUAUUUUGAAGCGCACACGAAGGCAUUAUUGACCGAUAGUGAUGCUUCCGUGCGCCGCGCUUUCCUCGGGUCAGUAUCAAGUUUAUGCGUGUUCUUCGGGAACAUCAAAACAAACGAGGUGAUCCUAAGUCACUUAAACACAUACUUAAACGAUCGGGAUUGGAUCUUGAAAUGCGCCUUCUUCGAGGCUGUCGUUGGGGUUGCAGCCUAUGCUGGAUCCACAAGCUUGGAGCAGUACAUCCUCCCCCUCAUGGUCCAGUCAAUGACUGAUCCCGAAGAAUUCGUCGUGGAAAGAGUGCUUCGGUCCCUUGCCUCCAUGGGUGAUUUGGGUCUGCUCCAGCGAUCAACUACAUGGGACAUCCUUCACGUCACAGUGCGGUUUCUCAUCCACCCCAACAUUUGGAUUCGCGAAGCAGCGGUGAAUCUGGUGGUCAGCUCAACAAAAUUCCUAUCAGUGGCUGAUAAAUUCUCGAUCCUUUCUCCUCUUAUCCGACCCUUCCUCAAGGUGAACAUUUUGAAUUUCUCCGAAGAGGAAAUCCUUGAUGCUCUGAAGAAACCUCUUUCGAGAGGCGUAUAUGAACUAGCGUUUGUGUGGGCUUCCAAGGCGGAGAAAGGGCUGUUCUGGAAGUCGGCCAUGCGAGAUGGAAUGUCUAAUCUAGGCGGGAACGGCGGUAUCUCCAAAGGAGGCCAGAAAGGCACAAACUAUUCUCUCAGUGCCCAGGCUAAAACCGAGGAAGAUGAACAGUGGAUUACACGCUUACGAAACAUGGGAAUGGUUCCCGACGACGAUUUCAAGCUACUCGCUCUCCGAGAGUACAUCUGGAGAGUUUCUGCGCGUCAAACGGCAGAUGUUGACAAUGCGACGUCCCUCAAUAAUAUAAUUGCUUUGACGCAGCAGGGAGUCACCCCGCAAACUGUCUUCUUUGACAAGAAUCAAAACCUCAAGCCACGAAAGUCGUCCGUCAGUAAAGGCGAGCCUAGGGAGCGCAAGCCACACACCAUCGCUGACGCACUGCUUGAUGCCUCGACAACGAUUGAGAACGGGAACACCCGUCGCAAACAUCAACGGACCAGAAGUCAGUUACCGAAAGAGUCGGACGCUUCUACGGUCCCUGCAAGACUUAAUACAGUGGACACUCUUCGAGCGGAACAGUCAGCUACAUCUUCACCGGUGGCGUCUUCCCCAAGUGCGGUCCCUGGAUCAAGACCAUUAUCACCACCUGGCUCCGAUGCUGAACGCAGAGUUUCGCCUGGUGGGAACAGUCCCGCUCAGGAGAGCCCCUCCACACCAACAGACCCCGAGAAUCCCACAAUAAAGUACCUGAGCAGUGGAGUACAUAGAAAGUCCAGCGCUAUGAGCUUACUCAACCGGAAGGACAUUGCCAAGGCAGAUGCCGAAACAAGUACCAGUGCCGCCAACGCGUUUGGCAAAGUGGAUAUCCCCUCUCAGCGCGAAGCAACGCAAAGCCCUCAGCCGUCUGCUCAGCCAAGUACGCUUGAUAGAAAAGCGAGCCCGCCUCAAUACCACGCCAACCAUUCUUACGGCGGAGAUGAUCCUGUAGUCCUUAGGCUGCUGGAUUCCGUCUUCGCAGAGAAUUACCCCACGGAUUUCUUUGAUCUCGGUCCCUACGUUAAAGACAUAGACACGAGACGGCCAAUCAAGAAAGCUAGCGAAGACGAUGCAAACAAGGUCUGGAAGCCGACGGGAGGCCUCGUCGCCAUCUUUGGAGAGCAUCGCGGGCCGGUGAACCGAGUCAUCGUGGCCCCAGACCACUCGUUUUUCGUCACGGGAUCCGACGAUGGCACCGUCAAGGUCUGGGAUACAACGCGGCUGGAGAGAAACUUGACGCCCAGAUCACGUCAGACAUACCGUCAUUCUACAGAGGCCAAGGUCAAAACCCUAACCUUUAUUGAAAACACCUACACGUUCGUCAGCGGUGCCGACGACGGAAGUAUCCACGCAGUGAAGGUUGAUUACCACAACGUCAACGACACGGUCCGAUACGGGAAACUCCAGCUUGUGCGCGAGUACCAACUUCCGCUGGCCGACGACGGAUCGGCGGAAUACGCCGUCUGGAUGGAGCACUUCCGCGUGGAUGCCCAAUCGACGCUUCUCAUCGCGACCAACACAUGCCGCGUGGUGGCGCUGGACAUGAAAACCAUGAUCCCGGCGUAUACUCUGCAGAACCCGGUCCACCACGGCACGCCCACCACCUUCUGCUGCGACCGGAAACACAACUGGCUGCUGAUCGGUACCACACACGGCAUCCUCGACCUCUGGGACCUGCGCUUCCGCGUCCGUCUCAAGGCCUGGGGCCUUCCUGGCUCCAGCACCAUCCAGCGCCUGCAGGUCCACCCAACCAAGGGACGGGGACGAUGGGUCUGCGUCUCAGGGAGCGGCAAACACGGCAACGAAGUCACCGUCUGGGACAUCGAGAAGGUCCUCUGCCGCGAGGCCUACGUGGCCGAUUCCGGCGGCGCGGAGGACAGCCCGGCGAAAAACGCCUACGCUACGGCCAAAGAGUACGCCGCCUGGCACGUGGAGGGCGACCGGCCCGAAGGCAUGCUAAGUCGGUUCGCGACGGAGAGCCCGGCGGCCCCUGGCGGCAGCGCCGCCGUCGACCAGGCGUCCGGGCCAUCAGCUGCGGGCGCUGCGCCUGCAGGUAUCUGCACCUUUACGGUUGGGUUCGACAGCCCGGACGACGGCAGGGACAGCAGUGGCACCACGCGUUGCGGGUACAUCAUCUCCGGGGGCUGCGACCGCAAGAUCCGGUUUUGGGACCUGGCGCGCCCGGAGCUGUCGACUAUUGUCAGCGGGCUGGACGUUGUCUCGGACGGUGGGGCAACGGGAAAGCCGCGUUAUGACAUGUCUCAGCCUAGGGGGUCGCUCGUGGUGACGACCGAGCAUAUCCCUGGCCCUCCGCCGUCUUCCGCUGGGGCGGGCAAGAGCGGGAAUAAUCGAAAGGGGGGAGGCGGCGGGCGCUUGCCUCGCAGUACGGUGAUCAGCCUGCAGCAGCAGCAAUUGCUGAAAAGCCAUUUGGACUUCAUCCAGGACGUUGCCGUGCUGCGGGUGCCUUAUGGGAUGGUGGUUAGUGUGGACCGAGCGGGGAUGGUCUAUGUAUUUCAAUAACUCUCCUCGGAGGGACGAUUAUUGAGGAUGAUAGGUGGAGAAAAGCGCCAUGCAGAUGGUGGGUAGCUAGGUAGAUUAAUUUAAUGAUAGAAUACGAUCGAA
Molecule: messenger RNA, 5019 nt
Organism: Aspergillus candidus
Lineage: Eukaryota; Fungi; Ascomycota; Eurotiomycetes; Eurotiales; Aspergillaceae
Product: ubiquitin-binding serine/threonine protein kinase VPS15
Exons: 3
Coding region: 106-4917 (1603 amino acids)
Biological process (GO): protein targeting to vacuole; autophagy of peroxisome; late endosome to vacuole transport
Cellular component (GO): nucleus-vacuole junction; phosphatidylinositol 3-kinase complex, class III, type I; late endosome
Molecular function (GO): protein serine/threonine kinase activity; ATP binding; protein binding
Source: RefSeq, a predicted model, not a curated record